Messenger RNA from Syngnathoides biaculeatus (alligator pipefish), 3257 nucleotides. It is a transcript of the gene bckdha, whose product is annotated as branched chain keto acid dehydrogenase E1 subunit alpha. Lineage: Eukaryota; Metazoa; Chordata; Actinopteri; Syngnathiformes; Syngnathidae. The coding region runs from base 231 to 1592 and encodes 453 amino acids. Gene Ontology annotation, biological process: branched-chain amino acid catabolic process. The transcript has 8 exons. The record is from RefSeq and is a predicted model, not a curated record. Gene Ontology annotation, molecular function: oxidoreductase activity, acting on the aldehyde or oxo group of donors, disulfide as acceptor.
AUCUUAUUUUGAAGUCUCAGUGUUGUUUUUCCGUUGUGGAUUCGAAACAGUGUGUGAGCGUGUAGCUUGCUUUUUCUUCUCCCCGGAUUGUGUGGUGCAGUUGCGCGUUCGAAAGUGACAAAUCCGGUGUCGUGAUCUGGUGACUUAAAAUAUUUCCCGAGGACGUGCAACGGCCCAUGUCAACUGAACCGAUUGCUUCUAAGUUGUAACAUAAAGUGCGGACGGUGCCAAUGGCGACUAUUGUUAGCAGCGUUAGCCCUGCGAGCAAAAUAUUCAGGACGUGUUUCCACGCCGCUCUCGGAGCGGCGGCACUGAAAACGUCGAGGCUGCCUCGCCACAGAGCCUUCAGAGUCAAUGCCAUGCAUAGACAGCAGCCAUUCGACUCGACGCUAGAGAAGCCUCAGUUUCCCGGUGCCUCUGCGGAGUUUGUGGACCAGCUGGAGUUCAUCGAGCCCAAUGUCAUCUCGGGCAUCCCGGUGUACCGGGUGAUGGACCGCCAGGGCAACAUCAUCAACCCUUCUCAAGAUCCUCAGCUCCCGAAAGAGACAGUUCUGAACUUUUAUCAAAAGAUGACCCUGCUGAACACGAUGGACCGCAUUCUUUAUGAAUCCCAGAGACAGGGGAGGAUUUCUUUCUACAUGACCAACUACGGCGAGGAGGGCACGCACAUCGGGAGCGCCGCAGCUCUUGAGCCAAACGACAUGGUCUUUGGCCAAUACAGAGAAGCUGGUGUGCUUAUGUAUCGCGGCUUCCCCCUGGACUCCUUCAUGGCUCAAUGCUAUGCCAACGCCGACGACCUGGGCAAAGGGCGUCAGAUGCCUGUCCACUACGGUUCACGGGACCUCAACUUUGUCACCAUCUCGUCACCGCUGGCCACGCAGAUCCCGCAAGCGGUGGGAGCGGCGUACGCCAUCAAGCGGGAGAACAUCAACCGAGCUGUGAUUUGUUACUUUGGCGAGGGAGCGGCCAGCGAGGGCGACGCCCACGCCGGCUUUAACUUCUCGGCCACAUUGGAGUGCCCGCUCAUCUUCUUUUGCCGCAACAACGGAUACGCCAUCUCCACUCCAACCAACGAGCAGUACAGGGGCGACGGCAUCGCUGCUCGCGGUCCCGGCUAUGGCAUGCUGUCCAUCCGCGUGGAUGGCAACGACGUCUUCGCCGUGUACAACGCCACCAAGGAGGCUCGGCGCAGAGCCGUCGCUGAGAACCAGCCCUUCCUCAUUGAGGCCAUGACAUACAGGAUCGGCCACCAUAGUACCAGCGAUGACAGCUCCGCUUACCGCUCGGUGGACGAAGUCAACUACUGGGACAAGCAGGACCAUCCCAUCUCGCGCCUACGUCACUACAUGGCGUCACGGGGCUGGUGGAGCGAAGACGAUGAGCGCGCCUGGCGCAAGCAGUCACGCAAGACCGUCAUGGAGGUCUUUGAACGGGCCGAGAAGCGCCUCAAACCCAACCCGGAGCUGCUGUUCACAGACGUCUAUGAGGAGAUGACGCCCGCCCUCAGCAAGCAGCGUGAGUCGCUCUUCAGGCACGUGCAACAGUACAAGGAGCACUACCCGUUGGACCUCUACGACAAAGACUCCCACUAAGUCCUUUAUACCAGGGGUGCACAAUAAUUACCAAAUCAGUUUCCAUAACCUUAAAAAAAAGUGCAUAGUAAAAUAUCAGUAGCCUCAUAGCAUGCGUUGCCCAAGUCGUUAAGUUACUGCAGCAAUAAAAACAACAUUGCUUGCUAAAAAUGUUUUUAUUCUGUGUAGCAAAUGAAUUGCUCGUUUGUUGAAUGUUUUUCUUAUUUUCCCCAAAAAUCCCCCAAAAAUAUGACUUAGGCAACUAUGCUAUUAAUCUUAUGAUUAAUUAAAAGCUCCACUGUGAUAAUGAAGUGUCACUGCAUUAAUUGAACCUCCCUGCAUGUUUUUCAACAACAGGUAUCCUGUUACAUGAAUUCUUGGAGAACAUAAAAACUUUUUUUUUAAAAUGCAUCUUUUCCAGAACAAGUCAUGUAAAAAAAAAAAAGGAAUUUUUAAUAUUUAACUUCUCUCAAACUGAAUCUAGUUGUAUGAAAUUCAAACUCUUGGGAAAAUUAUAUUUCUUGUAAGAGUUGUGGCAUUUUUAUCCCAACAAAAAUGAUCAUUUUUGUUUUAAAGUAUGAAUUUGUUGUAACAUUACAACUUUUUGUCUGCCCAGAUAAUUUUCUUCACAGGUCCCUUUAGCGCACUCAAGGUCAAUGUAAAAUAGGCAACUUCUUAAUUUCUGUCAUUUAGGGGCACACAUCACUUGCCUAACUUUUAACUCUCUGUCACAAUAUAAAAAAAAUACCAAUUCGGUUGUUAAAAAACAAGGUAAUCUGUAUAGUUUCUUUUUCUUCUAACCCUAUGGAGGAGGAAAGUAUGCUUUUAGGCUAACCAUAUGUUACGUAUUUAUAUUGUUAUCAAAGGCUCCUUGCAAAAUGAUACCUCCCUGUACGGGGUCGCUGGACCCAGAUGGUUUGAAAGGCCUUCUUCAUACUGAUGCACAACAAUGUCGUUUUUGAUGAGAAUUGUGUGUUUUUAUAGACGUUCUCCUGCCUGGUGCCUUACAAUCAGCACAUUUUCUUGUCACGUACAGUAUCACAAACUGUAAACGGAAGGGUACGAGUGGAAUACCGCUAUGUGUGAAUCCUCCCUCGUCUGGUUUAUUUUCUGCUUUCUAGUGGGUUGUAUGAAAAUUAGGAAACUCAUCGAUAGCACACUGAUGUAGUUCCUUUUUUGCCUUGUGUUUUGUGGAAAAAAUAAACAUCCAACUCGAAACUUGUAUUUCCUAAUUGUAAAUCUUUUCCAUUAUUUGAAAUUAUUUUUCCUAUUUAUAAAAUACUAUAUUUGUCUUAUUUGUUUUUUCUAUGAAUUUUUUAGGUUUUCUAUUUCUAAAAUUAUCCUUGUAUUUCUGCCCAAUAGUUUUUCCAAUAUUUUCACAACUUGUAUUUUGUAUUUGUGGUCAUGUCUUGGAUCACAAACUAUGUUGUAUUCAUGAACAUUUCAACUCAGCUUCGUGGACGUACGUGCGGAGUUCCAUUUUUGGUUGUUAAAAUAACAUUUAAAUUGUGAUUUUAUUUCCACAAAGUAAACUUUCCUCAACUUAAGUUCCUUCUGUUUGGUCGCAGUCUACAGUUCUCCCGAGUUUCUGGAGGGAUGUGGAAAAAAUUACUCAUUAGCGUGCCCUUUUGGUUGGACUGUUCCAUAUGCACAACAAGGACAGGAACACCCCAAAAAGUUAUUACU